Molecule: messenger RNA, 2066 nt
Organism: Arvicanthis niloticus (Nile rat)
Lineage: Eukaryota; Metazoa; Chordata; Mammalia; Rodentia; Muridae
Gene: Gm2a
Product: ganglioside GM2 activator
Biological process (GO): lipid transport; ganglioside catabolic process
Cellular component (GO): cytoplasmic side of plasma membrane
Molecular function (GO): enzyme activator activity; lipid carrier activity
Source: RefSeq, a predicted model, not a curated record
GGCCUGCAAUCUCAGCCCCGCGGGGCGGAGCGCUGAGCGCAGCCAGGCUUUGCAAUAGCAGCCUGCUGGCUAUAAAGGCACCCGUGAGUCGCAGUACCUCGACCCACCUCGAGGACCGUCGCCAUGCAUCUUGUACCGCUGCUGCUCCUGCUGGGCUUGCUGAUCGCAGGCCCCGUCGCCCCUGCGCGCCUCGGCCCAAAGCGCCCUUCCCGACUUGGUGGCUUCUCCUGGGAUAACUGUGAUGAAGGAAAGGACCCUGCAGUGAUCAAAAGCCUCACGCUCCAACCUGACCCCAUUGUUGUUCCUGGAGAUGUGAUCGUCAGCGCUGAGGGCAAGACCAGCGUUCCCCUCACUUCUCCUCAGAAGGUGGAGCUCACCGUGGAGAAGGAAGUAGCUGGCUUCUGGGUCAAGAUCCCAUGCGUAGAACAGCUAGGCAGCUGCAGCUACGAGAAUGUCUGUAACAUGAUAGACGAAUGCAUCCCUCCUGGAGAACCCUGCCCAGAGCCCCUGCACACCUUGGGGCUUCCCUGCCAUUGUCCCUUCAAGGAAGGCACCUACUCACUGCCCACGAGCAACUUCACAGUACCUGACCUGGAGCUGCCGAGCUGGUUGAGCACAGGCAACUACCGCAUCCAGAGUAUCUUGAGCAGUGGUGGGAAGCGCCUGGGCUGCAUCAAGAUUGCCGUCUCUCUCAAGGGCAAAUAACCUGGCAGCAGCCACCACAGAAUGAAGGGGCACCAGGAAGGCAUGCCUCUUCUUCUGUGUUCUGGGGCCCAGUCCUGCCUGCUUCUAACUCCAUUCUCCUACAGUUCUUUACCCUCUCUGCAAAUCACUGCAACCUGACCUGAGGGAGGAUGGACCAGGCGGGUCUCAACAUCUGCUGGGCUGUAAGCCAUGUUCCUCUGCACCCCUACCAACCUUCUCAGAGUUUCUUUCAUGUCCAAAACAGUCGAGGAAUGGGAACCAACGUGUUUGGUAAUCUUAAGUUCACACUGGCCCAACCUGGGCCUCCUGAAGUUAUGCUCACCCCACCUCUUCGUGUUAGUCACCAACUUAAAACCAGGAUAACAGUAUUAAUCUUUCAUUCCACCCUGAACCUCUCCUCCAGCAAAGAGGUCUAGGUAGUCCGUCUUAGGUCUGUCCCCCUAUUAACUUCCGCGAUUAACUGCAUUCUCUUUGCAACUUGCCUAGCUGACACUGGGGCUGACAGAUCCCGAAGAGGCGGGGUGGCACGUGACAGAAACCUGUGAGAGUUAUUGUUGGGCAUGCUCUGUUAACCUCAGUAAAGCACAGGUACCUGUAGGGCCAAAUGGAAGACGGAGGGAGCCACAGCAAUUGCUUCCAGGAGCCAUGUCCACUUUUUGUCCUUUUUUGACAUGACACAUUCAAGAAUGGGAUGGCAUUCCUUAUACCUGACAAGAAACAAAACCAAAACCCCAAUAGCACAUUAUGUUCAGGUGCCAGGUGGCCAAGGUCUGGAGUGGCAUAUCUAGUCCUGGAGAGGUGCAGUCCAAUGUGACCUGUAAGUGCCAUGUAAGGAAUGGUGCCAGAUAUUUACAACAUUUUUCUUCCUUAGGCCCCAAACCCAGACUUUUAUAUGAAAUCUUAGAAUUUUUAACUAUUGGAAACAAAUUGGUUUUUGUAUACUAUGCAGGCCACAGGGGCCACAUGGACUCGUCUGGGGACAUCUCUGGCUCACAGGUGGCAGCUUUUUCUCACACCUGUUCAUCUUCUCAGUCUCAGGUGAUUUGGCUUCAUCUCUUUCCCCUUCAAGGUCAAGUCCUUGGUGCCUGACCUCAAAGAGGGCUCAGCCUACACCAGAGCAGGUCUACGUGGCCUCUGAGAGCUGGGCACUGUGCCAGCCUUGGAGCCCCAUCACCAUCAGGGGAGAGGGGUUCACACUGGAGUGGAUCCCCUCAAUCCCCAGCAGCCACCACAUGGAACAGGGGUCCCAUGAAGGGAGUGGAUCCCACAUCAGGGUGCACCAUGACAAGUGCUUGAGCCUCCUCGGACAGCCCAGGUUCUGGACUGGAAGACUAGUCUGGCAAUAAAUCUUUUUAACUUGC